CAUGGCUUGCCCCUACCGGUCGGCCAAGCUGAAAAAUGUGCUGAAUGAUAAGACUUAUGUGGACACGCUUCACCAGAGAUCAUUUUCGGUAAAUAAAUAAUUACUGUAGUAAAUAGUUAAAUAUAUUUUAAAAUGUACUGCAACAGCCUAAGAAAAUAAUCCUGACAAGUCAAAUCUAUUGUUUAGCCUAACAAAUAGGAGUUCCGCUAUAGCUAAAGUAUGGGUUCGUUCGCAUAAUGUCCAGUUAUAAAAUCUAAAAUUUGCUUCCAUUCAUUCAUAUCCAAUCAGUUGCAUUCCUAGGAUAGUGUUUUCUUAGUGGCAGUCCUAGGAUGGUAUAUUAAUAGCGGUCCUAGGAUGGUGUUAUCUUAAUGGUGGUCCUAGGAUGUUAUCUUAAUGGUGGUCCUAGGAUGUUGUUAUCUUAAAGGUGGUCCUAUGAUGAUGUUAUCUUAUUGGGGUCCUUGGAUAUUGUUUUCUUAAUGGUGUUCCUGGGAUGGUGUUAUCUUAAUGGUGGUCCUAGGAUGGUGUUAUCUUAAUGGUGGUCCUAGGAUGGUGUUAUCUUAAUGGUGGUCCUAGGAUAGUGUUAUCUUAAUGGUGGUCCUAGGAUGGUGUUAUCUUAAUGGUGGUCCUAGGAUGUUAUCUUAAUGGUGGUCCUAGGAUGGUGUUAUCUUAAAGGUGGUCUAUUAUUAUCUUAUUGGGGUCCUUGGAUGUUGUUUUCUUAAUGGUGUUCCUGGGAUAGUGUUAUCUUAAUGGUGGUCCUAAGAUGGUGUUAUCUUAAUGAGGUCCUGGGAUGGUGUUUUCUUAAUGUUGGUCCUGGGAUGGUGUUUUCUUAAUGGAGUUCCUGGGAUGGUGUUAUCUUAAUGGUGGUCCUGGUAUAGUGUAACCAUAAUGGUGGUCUUGAUGGUGUUAUCUUAAUGGGGGCCUCGGGAUGGUGUUAUCUUAUUGGUGGUCCUGGGAUGGUGUUAUCUUAAUGUUGGUCCUACGAUUGUUACCUUAAUGGUGGUCCUGGGAUGGUGUUAUCUUAAUGCGGGUCGUGGGAUGGUGUUAUCUUAAUGCGGAUUCUGGUAUGGUGUCUUAUUUGGCUAUGUUUUAAAUCAAGGUCAACAAAGAAUUUAAUCUUUUCUAGACUUUGGUGUGCAAUUCAGUUUAGUUCGAAUAUACUUCUAAAAAUUUCUUUUAAAGUCUUGAUAAAAUACCAUCAAUACUCGCAUAUAAGCCUACAUCACAUAUAAUAAGCGGACCCCCUAAAACUGCUUUAAAAUGGCCAGUUUUUGCACACAAAAACCUGCAUAUAAGCCGACCAUACAAUUGUCUAAUUUGACUCCAUAUUUUUGGUUCAUAGAAAUGUGUUACUGUCAAGAUGUAAAAUGCUUACUUUAAUGUUACAUACCAGUUUGUUUACCUUUAAUGUUACAUACCAGUUUGUUUACCUUUAUGUUACAUACCAGUUUGUUUACCUUUUGGAAUGACACAAAAACGUGUUCUGCUCCUUCAUACUCAGUCUAAUUAUCAGCUAUGCAGACAUUAAAUUCUUUGAAGUGACACCUCUGUAUAUAUAUAUAUAUAUUAGUACUCUGUACACACAACCAAAUAAAGAGUCAGAUAGCGAUGAAAAUGUGUGGCUUGAAAAUUGGCGUUAGUGUCUGACCUUGUGUCCAUUUUGUUUUAUGCGCUUAUAAGCCGACCCCCUGAUUUCAGUAUUGUAUUUUAUAGUUCUAACUUUGGCUUAUAUGCGAGUAUAUACCGUAUAUACGGUAAGAUUUUUUAUAAUUAAGAGGAAUAGACUUCGAUAAGACUACUAGUGUGUUACAGGGCAACUAUUAGCACUCUCUUGUUUUGUCUCCUGAAAGCUUUUUUGCCGAAUAGUCAUGUUAUUGUACAGCAUUUUUCUCAAACCUCAACAUAUCUUGUUCGACUAUUUAUGACUUUGAUAAAGCUUUUAAGUAGAUUAACGCAAAUUAAUUUGUGUAAAUGAUUAAUUCCAAGACAAAACAUACAUUUCAAUGUUACAUUAAACCAUUCGUCACUACAACCAACUAUAAAAUUAUAAAAUUAAAAAAUCAAUUUUAGACAAUGUUUUCGGACAAUAACUAUAAAAUAUGUAUGUCCUACCUAUUACUAUAAUUACUAUUAUAAAUUUGUUUCCUACCAUUUACUAUUAAAAAUGAAAUUGAACAAAAACUAGCACACGCCCUUGAUGAAAUCUAAGUUCAGAAGAGCGUUCUUCAAUUGUUAGAUAAUUACUACUGGAUUUAUCCCCAGAGGUGGCAACUUUAAAGCUGUGUGUAAUUAGUCCAGUUUUUUUUUUUAUAUUUCAAAAAAGAAUAAAGAUGUCGCCAUAACUCGAUUUACAAAAAUACUUUUCAGCCAGUUCCUUGCAACACCCAGCGAUGCAUGGGCUCACUUAUGUCCCAACAGGCCCAUAGGCCCCCUGGGGUCCCUAGAUCACAGGAGGAACUUUUGGUUCACGCCACAGACUUCAUUGACCAAUAUUUAAACUCAUGUGAAAUGUGAGUAGGCCUAUAUGAAUCUUAAUUUGUUUUUGAACAUUUAUGAUUAAGUCAAAACUUGUGUAAUUUACACGAUCAUGCAAUUUACUACCUAGCCAUUAAAAUAUAAAACAUGUUUAUGCUAUUGCAUUUUAUCAGUAUGUCUACAAUGAUUGACAACAAAUUGAUAUGGAAUUCCAAUGAUCUCUGCAAAUUAAUUUGAACUCCAUUGUUGGUUACAUAAUUUCUUCUUCCUCUAGAAAAAAUGCAAUAAAGAAUUAACGUCAUUUGACUUGUUCAUCAAUAAAGCAACACGCCAGUAUGGGAUAUAAAACGAGUUUAUAAAAGUUUAUAAAAGGAGUUGGUAGCUGUGAGUCUGUGGCCCGGAGUCUGCAGGGCCCCGAGUCUGCAGGGCCCCGAGUCAAUCUUAUUGUUUACUCAUAUAAAUGUCCACAUGAAUCUACAGACAUGCAGAACGGUAAAAAAAAAAAGGUUCAUAUUUUAAGAAGAGAUUCUUACAGCUUUUUUUUGUAUGGGAUCGUGCUUAAUUUUUAUUUUGUAUAACACGUUAUUUUGGGCAAGGGGAUUUUUUGUAAUGAAUGGGUUUUAAAAACUAUAAUAGUGUACUUCCUUACAAUUAUUUUUAUCUUCUGUCUACUGUAGCAGGACAAAAAAAUAUAUUUGGAUAGAAAACAUGUUAGUGCUCACACGCAGAACCCAAAAAUAUGUUUGUUAGUGGAUAAGUCAAAGAGGGACUUAAAAUUGAUAUUAUGGUUGUAAGUCGUGGGGUCCCAGAUUGUACGGUCAUAGGUCUACGAUUUUUGAGUCCUGCAAAUCACAUCACUCAUGACUAUUUGCAUGGUCUUGCACUUGACUGUAAAUUAAUUUUCAUGAGUUUUGUUUCGCCAUUUUUAAGUUAAUUUAAAUCACUUUGCUAGCUUACAGUCUACCAUAUAUUACCUGCUAGCUUACAGUCUACCAUAUAUUACCUGCUGGCUUACAGUCUACCAUAUAUUACCUGCUGGCUUAGUCUACCAUAUAUUACCUGCUGGCUUAGUCUACCAUAUAUUACCUGCUGGCUUACAGUCUACCAUAUAUUACCUGCUGGCUUACAGUCUACCAUAUAUUACCUGCUGGCUUACAGUCUACCAUAUAUUACCUGCUGGCUUACAGUCUACCAUAUAUUACCUGCUGGCUUAGUCUACCAUAUAUUACCUGCUGGCUUACAGUCUACCAUACAUUACCUGCUGGCUUACAGUCUACCAUAUAUUACCUGCUAGCUUACAGUCUACCAUAUAUUACCUGCUGGCUUACAGUCUACCAUAUAUUACCUGCUGGCUUAGUCUACUAUAUAUUACCUGCUGGCUUACAGUCUACCAUAUAUUACCUGCUGGCUUACAGUCUACCAUAUAUUACCUGCUGGCUUACAGUCUACCAUAUAUUACCUGCUAGCUUACAGUCUACCAUAUAUUACCUGCUAGCUUAGUCUAUCAUAUAUUACCUGCUAGCUUACAGUCUAUCAUAUAUUACCUGCUAGCUUACAGUCUACCAUAUAUUACCUGCUAGCUUACAGUCUACCAUAUAUUACCUGCUAGCUUACAGUCUACCAUAUAUUACCUGCUAGCUUACAGUCUACCAUAUAUUACCUGCUAGCUUACAGUCUACCAUAUAUUACUUAACUAGCAAAAUACCCGCGCUUCGCAGCGGAGAGCCUUUUUUAAAGAAAAAAAGUUAAGAAAUUAUCAAGUAUCCGCAUAUUCCUAUCCGCAUAUUCCUAUCCGCAUAUUCCUAUCCGCAUAUUCCUAUCCGCAUAUUCCUAUCCGCAUAUUCCUAUCCGCAUAUUCCCGAGACUAUACACUGCAUUCCUAGCUGUAGCGAAACAGUGCUGUCACAAACUUUCCACCGAACGGGACCAGUCGCCCUAAUGUGUUACGCCAAUAAGGCAAUUUUAAAAAUACACGUCGACUGACAUCCUGUAAAUAAAAAAAUAAUUCAACAUCCCUUUUUUUUUAAACCCUCCACUUUUUAAACCUCUAGCCCAGUGGUUCUCAACCUUUCUAGUGCUGCGACCCUUUAAUACAGUUUCUCGUGUCGUGGCGACCCCCCAGCCACACAAUUAUUUUCGUUGCUACUUCAUAGCUGUAAAGAUAAGUGUUUUCAGAUGGUCUUAGGCGACCCCCAAUGGGGUCGCGACCCACAGGUUGAGAACCGCUGCUCUAGCUAAUAUACCUGGCAUUGCACGGGAUUGCAUUAGGACACUGAUCCUGGUAAGAUCCCAAUUCUAAUAAGUCCCCAAUUCCAUUUUGAACCCUAGCCCGGCGCAAUCCCUUUUCCCAAUGGGAUCACAUUUUCUAGUGGCUCCGGAUCCAGGGGAAUCCAGAUCCCGUCGGUGUCUUGAUCUCAGUGAAUCACGAUGGGCUACCUAUCACAUUAGGAUACCGUUCUCUGUGGGAUCCUGUUCCACCAAGGGACUCUCUUUUCCGAUGUUAUCCAUUUUCCUGGUAGGAUUCUGAUCCCGGUUUGAUCCCGUUACCCGAUGGGAUCUUGAUGGUAUCCUGUUCCCAGAUGCGUGACCGAUGGUUCCCAUUAGGCGCCAGUUUCUCAAUGGGAUCAUGCUCAGUGCGAUUUUGUUCGAAUAAGCUUUUAGAUCUAAUUAUAUAUUCCCGUAGAGCAAAAUAGAACAUUCUAGAUUAAAUUUAAUAUCCUCCAUGAAACGUGUAAAAAAUUACUUUUCUAUUAUUUGUCGAUUGAGAAAUAUAAAACUAAAUUGUACUACUAUAACUAUAGUACAUUUAAAUUGAAUUAUGAUAGGCUCUGUAUGGAUUGGAUAUUAUUAGUUUUAAAUCCACCAUUAUUUUAAUACGGACUAAGAAGGGUGUUGCUACAAUCUAUUCACAUAAAACCUAUAUUUUUAUCUAAGCCUAUUGAUAUUUAUAUAGGUUAUAUUAGGAAAAAUGAAAUGCGGCCCCACAGGCCCACAGGGAUGGUUAUGAGUUCAGUACCCUUCGGUAUUUGAAUAUGGCUAAUGAAGUGUAUGUGAAAUAAGUUUGGUAAAGAUCCAUCCAUUCAUGUAGGAAUAUUAAGCCUAUUGAUAUUUAUAUAGUUUAUAUAAGAGGAAAUGAAAUGGGGCCCCGGCUUCAGAGGUAUGGAUAUUAUGAGUUCAGUUCCCUGUGGUAUUUGAGUAUGGAUAGCCUAUUAAGUCCCCAUGUUACUACCUUCCCUAUAAAAACUUAGCUUGAUUUUGCUACUAAUUUGAUUGUAUUUGUAACAGCCGUAAUAAAAUGGUGAGGAAUUUCAAUAAAUAAAUUUAACUAGUUAAAUACAAAUUGAUUAUUGAAUAGUCUUCUUUAAUUAAAAAAUAAACAUCUGUUUAUAAAAUAGGACAUUCCUGUCCAGGAGCAACACACCGGCCCAUUUGAAUAGACUUAGCGAGAUCCAAGAUUCUGUGACAAAGUCCGGCACCUACGACCUGACAAUGGCUGAACUGACAUUUGGUGCUAAGCAAGCUUGGAGAAAUGCGCCCAGAUGCAUUGGCAGAAUGCAGUGGUCAAAACUCCAGGUAAGCAUGCACGGAAUGGCAUUGUCGGCAGAUGUCUGGAAAUAGGAAUUCUCAUGUCCCGUGUUUUCGUUUAUUCUGGCGAAAUAAUUGAACUCUCUUACAAAAAUGUAUAACAUUAUUUUUUCAUUUUAAAAAAUAAAUCUCACUACAAUUUUAAAAUAGUUGGAAUAAAUAGUUUAAUCUUUAGUCUUUUCGUGAAUGAACAAAUUUGUUGGAAAGGUUGGUACAAGUAGCUUUUUUCCACCCCCCCCACACACCCUCCCAAAAGUCUUUAAAAAAAUCUAAAAUACAUACCAGUAAUGUUUAAUCAAUUUGUUUUGAUUGCUGUUACACCUACUUCCUGGAAUACAUCAACAAUUUCUAACAUACUGAUUUGUUGAAAUUUUAAAAUAUAAAAUAUCUAUCAGAUCUAUGUAACAGAUAACACCUUUAAUUCUCUUGAAUUUUUUUAGGAGGUACAAUUUGUUUAGGACAUUUGGAUAAAUGCUUGAUGGAAACAAUUAGGUAAUAUUUAUGUUAGGACACUUUCAUUUUUGUCUUUAAUGGAGUUAAAGGAAAAUUUAUCUUCCAUUAAUAUAAACAUAAAAGUACAAAGCUGAAUUGUUUCUCCCCACAGGUCGUUGAUGCCAGAUGCAUCAUGACACCCCGAGGGAUGUAUACAGCUUUGUGCGAUCACAUCAAAUAUGCGACAAACAAAGGGAAUAUUAGGUAUUUGACCAAAUUUAUGGUACAUUGUAACUGCUACAAUGUUCACAUUUGUUCACAUUAGGAAUAAGUAACUGGUAAAAAAAUGUAUAUUAUUUGCAUUUUGGGGUUUAACUAAAUUUAUAUAUUUAAGAAUUUAGUUUGUUUUUUAAAAAUGGAAAUAUAAAUCGCAGUCCAACACUUCUUAUAAAUAUAAAUGACUAUACCUAACAACUCACAACAUUAUCAUGUCUUAUCACCUGGAUGGACUUAAAGUGAAAUCGUAUUACAGAAACAUCUUGUGUAAAUUUGUAAUGGUUCUAGAUAACAUCUUUUAUUUAAGUAGCAAAGACAAAACUCCUAAAACAUGUCCCAAAUUACUGAUGUAAGGAUUAUUUCCCUUUUAAAUCUCCAAUGUUUUUUUAAAUCCACUGUCAACAUAUUCUGUUUGAAACGUCACUAUGUCACCAUUGUCCUGUGAAUGCUGUUGUCUUCUUUAAGGUCUGCCAUCACCAUAUUUCCACAACGAAUAGAAGGGCCCCCUGAUUUCCGUGUAUGGAAUAGUCAGUUGAUAGGCUACGCUGGCUACAGUAUGGAUGAUGGGAAGAUUAUUGGGGACCCAGCCAAUGUGGAAUUUACUGAUGUAAGACUCAAAAAAAUUGUUGCCCUAUGUUAAUGUAAUGACAGGACAUACAUUGGUAACACAUUUCAAGACAUUUAUUGUUAACACAUGUCAAGGCAUACAUUGGUAGCACAUGUCAAGGCAUACAAUGGUAAAACAUUUCAAGACAUACAUUGGUAGUACAUUUCAAGACAUACAUUGGUAGUACAUUUCAAGACAUACAUUGGAAACAAACUUCAAGACAUACAUUGGUAACACAUUUCAAGACAUACAUUGGUACCACAUUUCAAGACAAAUAUUGGUAACACAUGUCAAGACAUACAUUGGUUACAUAUUUAAAGACAUUUAUUGAUAACACAUGUCAUGGCAUGCAUUGGUAAGACAUGUAUUGGUAACACAUAUUUAUUGGUAACACAUGUAAAGACAUAAAUUAAAAACAGAUUCCAAGACAUUUCUUUAUAACACAAGUCAAGGCAUACAUUGGUAAGACACAUAAUGCAUUUCAGACAUUCAUUGGUAACACAUCUCAAGACAUACAUUGGUAACACAUCUCAGGACAUACAUUGGUAACACAUCUCAGGACAUUGGUAACACAUCUCAAGACAUACAUUGGUAACACAUCUCAGGACAUACAUUGGUAACACAUCUCAGGACAUACAUUGGUAGCAUAUCUCAGGACAUACAUUGGUAGCACAUCUCACAACAUACAUUGGUAGCAUAUCUCAAGACAUACAUUGGUAGCAUAUCUCAAGACAUACAUUGGUAACAUAUCUCAAGAUAUACUUUGGUAGCAUAUCUCAGCUCAUACCGUACAUUGGUAACACAUCUCAGGACAUAAAUUGAUAACACAUUCCAGGACAUACAUUGGUAACACAUCUCAUUGGUAACAGGUCUCAUUUUGAGACAGUACGCACUGCAGAAUGUGGGGCUCACAUUUUGUUUUUGAAUAGCUUAGCUUUUGUUUCUAAAUACAACAGUGCACUUCCCGAUCUAAAUCUCGAACUUCAUCGACAUUAUUGACAUUUUCAAAACAUCAUUUUUUUUAAUUUAAGGACUUUUUUGUUUGUUGUUUUGCGUUGUCUGCUGAAGAGGACAUCUAGGCAAAAUGCCCAUUUAAAUGUCCUGUCUUUUCUGAUCAAGCCUAAACAUAUCUUGUUCAAUUUUUUUAUUGACUUAAAACGGCUUGAUCUCAGUCACUCAUAAUUUAUCACUCUGAGUGCACUGUUUAACGAUUGGAUGUCUUUUAUUUUGUGGCCAAGAUACAAAACAUUUAUAGUGUUUUAUCUUAUGGUGUGUAUCUUUGAAAACUCUUAAUUCUCUCUUUAAAAAAAUAUUUAGCAAUGUGUAAGGAUGGGUUGGAAACCAAAGUAUGGUAUGUUUGACCUAUUUCCACUGGUUCUGUCUGCUGCUGGAUUUGAUCCUGAAGUUUUCGACCUCCCACCUGAGCUAGUGUUAAAGGUCAAGUUGGUGCAUCCCGAGUAAGUUUAAUUUCAUUCUUGAUUCAUGAGGCUUAAAAUUGAUAAUUUAGAAGUCAAUCUCCUACCAAAUUUUUUCUUUCUUUCAAGUAAGUUUUUUUGUAACGGUAUCUGUUAUCAAAAUUAGUUUCUCACUUUUUAUAUAAAAUUUUGAAAACAACUGACGGCUUAUGUUUAAACAUUUUCCAAAUAUUUAAGAAUCAUUUUUUUCUUUAAAGAUUUCAUAUUUUAUAAAAUUAAAAAGCCUUGUUGGCAUAAAUAUUUGUUAAAAGUAAAAUGUCAAUAUUUGGUGAGAGGACAAGUCCUUAGAUUUGGUUUCCACUGUCUACCAUCCAGGAAUCCCUGGUUUUCUGAUAUUGGUCUAAAGUGGUACGCCCUACCAGCUGUAUCUGGAAUGCUGUUGGACUGUGGGAGCCUGGAGUUCCCUUCGUGUCCUUUCAAUGGAUGGUACAUGGGGACAGAGAUUGGUUCCAGGGAUUUGUGCGAUUCUCAUAGGUACAACAUGCUGGAGGUGAGUUGAUGAGAAAAAGCUGGGGUGAUGACAUGUUGGAGGUAAAAUGACAUGCUGCAAUUAGUCCUAAUAUCCUGUACAACAGAGUCGCUCAUCUUUUAAAAAAAACUUAAUUGAUGUGUGUGUACGGUGUUAAAUUCCAUUUUAAAGACUCUUUAACUGGAAUUAUAUUUUAGAAUUGUUCAUCCUAACUGUAGGCCUACUAGGCAAAGGCUGACUAGCCGUUGGGAAAGUUAGGCAUCAGUACUAAAUAAGCCAACAAAACUGGCCAGCUGCGUUUUGUAUGUUCUGAUAAUGCCUGGCCUGUGUGCUUAACCAAAUGCUACUAUUGUGUCUGGCCUGUGUGUUUAACCAAGUACUACUAUUGUUUCUGGCCUACUAUUUUGUAACAAAAGUAUAUAUUCAAGUUAAGUGACUGGGUCUGAUGAUUAACUUUUGAAUACAUGACAAGUCUAAAGAUAAGAUUACUUUUAAACCUUUUUUUUAAAAUUACGUUUAAAACACAAGAAAACUGGGAACAAUAAUUUUUAUACAAUACAACGAAAGGUACUGCGAGAAUAAAAUUUUACAUCAGAUCAUCGACCAUCCUUUAAUAUUAUACAUUUCUAACAAUCACCCCAUCCCUUAGUAAGCAACAUUUCUAGCUUCACUCCCUCCUGAUUAAACAGCAGAAAGCCUUACAUUAUUUUGUUAUAAUUAUGUGCUAAUUAUUUUAAUUAUUGUAACCCAAAUUUUUUUUUAAAAAUUCUAAUUUCGUCAAUUUAAAAAGAAGAAAAUGAAAAAAUAUGAAUUUAAAAAUUGAUAUGUCAUAUUAUUUCCUACCACCCCAACCCCGUUUAACACUAUCAAACAAAAUGAUGAACUACCCCCCUACCCCCUUCAUAUUGUAAUAUUUGCAUGGUCCAUUACAACUCUUAGUGACAAGAGCAAUUCUAAUGGAAACCUUUGCAAAUGUUGUUAGCUGCUACAAAAUCUCUGGUCAAAGGCGCAUUACUCACGACUGAGGAUGAAACUCUGAAUCACUUAUUGGCAUACUAUUCCCCCAUAGAGGCUGAAAGAUUUGAAAAUACACAUUUUCUGCCAGAGAUAUCAUUACAAUAGACUCUGUUUUGGUUCAAUCAAGCUGGCUUAAUUUAGAAAACUAUAUCAAAGUAUACCUCCUAUGAACUGAAUUUUCAAAAAUAAUUUAUGUCAAUAUAUUAUAUAAAUAAAAUUAAUAACUUUUACAAUCACAUCACAAAUAGUCUUUUGGUCACUUAGAAAAGGAAGUGUGGAAUAAAAUGUAUACUUUUUAAACCUAGACCAUUGCCUUAAAGAUGGGGCUAAACACCAGAAAUGCUUCAUCCUUGUGGAAAGAUCGUGCACUAUUGGAGUCUAAUCGUGCUGUUCUCCACAGUUUUCAGGUAGGUCUUUAUAAUACAAUUUAACUGUCUAUAUAAUACAAAAUUUUACAGUCUUUACAAUACAAUUUUACUGUCUAUAUAAUACACAAUUUUACAGUCUUUAUAAUACAAUUUUACUGUCUAUAUAAUACACAAUUUUACAGUCUUUAUAAUACAAUCUUGCUGUCUAUAUAAUACACAAUUUUACAGUCUUUAUUAUACAAUUUUACAGAUGUUCUUUUAAAUGGUUGAAAUUUUUUUUGAUUUAACAACUCUUGAGUGUGCUGAUAUUCUUUCUAAACAUUCAAAAUGUCGAGUAAUGUAAAAAAAAAAUGUAUUUAAUCUUACUGAAUGACAAAUAAGGUAUGUGUAAGACAUGUAUAAGAUAGUAUUAUAAGACAAGUGUAUAAUACUUUUAAAAUCAAUGAAAAAUGCAAUGAGAAAAUUUGAACUUGUCAAUUAAUGUUUAGCCUGCAUCUCUGUGGCUUCAAUAUGGGGAGUCAAUGUCUUACUUUCUUUCUAUUCUUAUUAGUCAGCCAAUGUUACAAUUGUCAAUCAUCACGAUGCCAGUGAGUCUUUUAUAUUGCACUUGGAUACUGAGCAACAUUUAAGAGGUGGCUGCCCAGGUGAUUGGGUGUGGAUGGUGCCACCCAUAAGUAGUUCAGUAGUUCAGCACUGGACAUUUUUCACCAAGAACUUUUCUUUAUAAGCUCAAGCCCUCCUUUGAAUAUCAGGUUUGU
Messenger RNA from Lymnaea stagnalis (great pond snail), 11459 nucleotides. The record is from the annotation of a GenBank genome assembly. NCBI's taxonomy places the organism in Eukaryota, Metazoa, Mollusca, Gastropoda, Lymnaeidae.